Rubroshorea leprosula is the source of this 1150-nucleotide messenger RNA. NCBI's taxonomy places the organism in Eukaryota, Viridiplantae, Streptophyta, Magnoliopsida, Malvales, Dipterocarpaceae. The record is from the annotation of a GenBank genome assembly.
GUUUUUAUAAGGGAAUAGAAUGAGUUUUAUAUCUUAGGAAUUGGCUUGGGGUAGCUGCUGGGAUUUCAAUUGGUAUCAGAGCAGGUUCUCUUUGAAAUAGAUUUAACAAUCUUGAGUAGAUCCAUGGCUUUCCAAGCUCAUUUUGUUGAAGGUCAUUCAAUCACUAGGCCACCUUAUUUUGAUGGAACAAAUUAUCAAUACUGGAAAAAUAGGAUGCAUAUUUGGGUGCUUCCUGAGGAGGAUAAGGUCAGAAAGAUUCUUCGUUCCUUGCCAAAAUCCUGGAGCUCAAUCAAGACAACAAUAGAAGAAGCUCAUGAUUUAAGUGCCAUGACUGUUGAGAUGCUGCAAGGAAAGCUCCUUACACAUGAAAUGGCCAUGAAAAAUUAUGAAAGUGAUGAUGAUUCUCGAAAGAAAAAAUCUGUAGCUUUCAAAAGCUCCUCCAAAGAUGAAAGUGACAGUGAUGAAGAGGAUGAUGAAGAAUUUAUAAUGCUUGCUCGAAAGUUUAAGAGUUUCCUAAGGAAAGAGAAGCUGAAGAAUCAAGGACAACAAAAGAAAGAUUACAAAAGCAGUAAAGGAAAGGGAGAAAGUAGUAAAAAGGAUGAGAUUAUCUGCUACAAAUGCAAGAAGGCUGGACAUAUUAAAUCUGAGUGUCCAAACAAUGAUGAAAAAAGUCUAAAAGCCAAAAAGAAAAAGAAGGCAAUGGUUGCCACAUGGAGCUGUAGUGAGGACUCAUCUUCUAGUGAAGAAGUAAGUGACAUGGAAGCUCAUAUUUGUCUCAUGGCAAAUGAUGAUGCAGAUGAGGAAUUGGCUUGGGGUAGCUGCUGGGAUUUCAGCAUCUGGAGCAGUAAUUCUCAUUAUCCCACGAAUGCAAGCUGCAACAACAAUUCUAACAAAGGCAUGUGAAUGAUGAAAAAGUUGUUCUAAAACCAAAGCUUGUUUUGAUGGAUGUAGUGCCUUUUCUAAGUAUGGACAUGGCUUUUGUUCCACUUUUGAAUGGAAAUUCCUUAAUUGUAACAAGAUAGAGAAAGGUUCAUCAAUUGAGGAAGGAGGGUUUUUGAGGGAAUACCCAACUUCCUUCAAUCAUUCUAUCAACAACAACUCUGUAAAAGAAGAGACCAUGAUUUCACUCCAUUAAACUAGAAAAUCAAUU